GUUCAAAAAUAUCUUCAUCCGCCCCCCACCCGCCCCCCCGCUCUCUCUCUCUCGUGAACAUAGAUAAUUGUGAAUUCUAGGAAAUUGAUAUAGAGUUCAAAAAUAUCUUCAUCCCUCUCUCUCUCUCUCUCUCUCUCUCUCUAAACACACGCUAUGUAAACACCUCGGAACGAUCGGAGAUGGAGGAGAAUCCGAAUUACUUCAACCUCACGGGGUUCCUCAACAGACCGGCGGUCGUUGAGAUAUUCGUCGACUUAUUGCUAUGCGCGGUCCCGAUUUGGCUCGCGAUCAUGAUAGGGCUAGUGAUCGGCUGGUCCUGGCGCCCCAGGUGGACCGGCCUCCUCUACCUGGGCCUCCGGUCCAAGCUCCAGUUCGCCUGGACCGCGGUUCCCCCGGGGUUCGGCGCUCGCAGGCUCUGUCUCGCCUUCUCGGCUCUCUCGGCCUUCUCGGUCGGCCGGACAGUGUGGGUGCGGUUCAGGGGGAGUGGGAAGGACUUGAUAGGGGCUCGGUCUCCGGUGGAGAGUAUCGGCGGCGAGCCCAGCACUAGUGAGAUAGAUGUUGUCACAGAGAAUGAUUUGGAACACCUACUGCAUCUUAUUGAAAGCAAGGAUGGGGUGACCGGUUGGCAAAGUAUGAUGGAACGCUCCACCUCAAACCUGACAUACCAAGCAUGGCGCCAUGAUCCUGAGACUGGGCCUGUAGUUUACUGUAGCCGAACUGUCUUUGAGGAUUCAACUCCAGAGCUGGUCAGAGACUUCUUCUGGGACGAUGAGUUUCGCCCCAAAUGGGAUCCUAUGCUUGCAUACUUUAGAAUAUUGGAGGAACAUCCUCAUACAGGGACAACGAUUGUCCACUGGAUAAAGAAGUUCCCUUUUUUCUGCAGUGAUCGCGAAUAUAUCAUUGGUCGCAGAAUAUGGGAAGAUGGAAAGACAUAUUAUUGUGUUACAAAGGGUGUACCAUAUCCAGCUUUGCAGAGACAUGACAAGCCUAGACGUGUGGAUCUAUAUUUUUCAAGCUGGAUUAUCAAACCUGUGCAAUCUCGUAGAGGAGAUGGACAACUAUCUGCAUGCGAGGUGACUCUAGUACACUACGAAGACAUGGGAAUUCCCAAAGACGUGGCAAAGUUGGGAGUCCGUCACGGGAUGUGGGGAACAGUGAAGAAGUUGCACUCAGGCUUUCGAUCGUAUCAACAAGCGAGGAAAUCGGAGGCCCCACUGUCCCGAAGCGUGUUAAUGGCAAGAAUUACCACGAAGAUUUCAGCUGAAGAAGAUACCGUUCCUUUGGACAUAGCAUCUGGUGAAGAAGAGAGAGAUGAACUCGUGGAUAUAGAGACAACCCAACAACGCGGUGGCAUUGAUUGGAAAUGGGUAGUUAUAGGUGGUACUGUGGUUCUGGUUUGUGGACUUCGGACAGGUGUUAUAAGAAAAGCCUUGUUUCUUGGAGCAUGGCAGAGAGUUGCGAGGAGAUGAUAGACAAUCCGAGCAAAGAGGAGUACCUUUUCUUUUUUCUUUUUCUUUUCAAGGGUCAGGGAAAAAAAAUAUUGCGUGCCAACCCUUCCAUUUGUCGAGAUGUUCUUUUUCUUCACUCCCAUAGGGGUGGAAAUGAAGAGUGGUUUAGGGUGUCUUUGCCAAGCUUCGAGAUAGUGAAAGAGAAUUCGGUAUAGCUUACAUACAACUUGGUCUCACAGCUCUUGAAGAAGUCCUUCUAAAUGUUGGGAAGAUAGCAGCACUAUAGUAUUCUGAAGCGAACAACAUGGCUACUCUAAUCAAUGACGUUCCUGCUUCCAACGUUGGAGUAGUCAUGUUAUUCUCAACUUCAGUAUUCUUUAGCGUCCCUCUCUUUGCAACAUUCAGGAAGACGUCUUCAGGAGUAGUUAGAUUAAGUUGUAUGUCAGUUAUACAAAAUUCUCUUUCCCUAUUUUGGAGCUCGGCAAAGAAAUUCUAAUGAAUUCAAAAAGGGCAGAGAGAGUAUGGUCACACUCGGUACUUUUAAGGAAAUUUGUGUGUAUAUAUUUGAUAUUUCCAUUAUCAUAUUUUUACUUCCUUUGUCUAAAUGGGAGCAAGGUUCUUAGGAGAAUCUAUCUUGGGAGCGUAGGAAUAGAAUUGUCUGGAACUUGAACUAUAGGGUCCCAAGUACAUUGUUUCUGAUUUCUGCUAUGAUAUAAAUGCUUGAACC
Rhododendron vialii is the source of this 2175-nucleotide messenger RNA. RefSeq lists its product as uncharacterized. Gene Ontology annotation, molecular function: lipid binding. NCBI's taxonomy places the organism in Eukaryota, Viridiplantae, Streptophyta, Magnoliopsida, Ericales, Ericaceae. Bases 180 to 1469 code for a protein of 429 amino acids. The transcript has 6 exons. The record is from RefSeq and is a predicted model, not a curated record.